Molecule: messenger RNA, 1425 nt
Organism: Trichoderma citrinoviride
Lineage: Eukaryota; Fungi; Ascomycota; Sordariomycetes; Hypocreales; Hypocreaceae
Exons: 4
Biological process (GO): vesicle budding from membrane; late endosome to vacuole transport via multivesicular body sorting pathway
Cellular component (GO): multivesicular body; ESCRT III complex; cytoplasmic side of plasma membrane
Source: RefSeq, a predicted model, not a curated record
CAGCUCCAUGGAGUCUCGAAUCACAUGCACCAGUCAGGCACUAACACAGCCAGUGCCUUAGCGGCACUUCAUCCACUAACAGCCCGGCAUCUCAAGGGCUCGACUGUCAUCAUCCGAAAACAAAACAAAACAAACAACGACCGCCUUCAAUGCGCAGCUCCUCUAAUCACUAGCCAUCGCCUUGCGGCGGGAUUCGACAUGGGCGAGCUCGCCGACUAUCUCGUCCAGCACGAUGCCAACUUCCGCAAAUCCCGCCUCCCCGCGCUGUACUCCGACUUCCGCUCCCAAAAGACGCUGAACCCGGACGGCUACCAAGCCAACAUCUCCGCCUGGCUGCUCGCCCUCGCGCGGCUCGCCUCCGAGGGCCUCCUCUCCCGCCAGGGCUCCCAGUCCAGCGCCCUCGUCUUCGACCUCGACGAGUCGCUCCGCAAGUCGCUCGCCAGCAAGCAGUUUGGCCAGCCGCUGGCGCUCGGGGCCGUGAUCAGCGAGGCGCUGGCGCAAAAGGACCUGAUCCCGCUGCAGACCUUUCUUCACUCGAACCACAACAUAUACCAGCAGAGCUGGUCGCAGAUUCCGUGGGAUGUGGUGGGCUGGACGCUGCGGCAGUUGGGCGUGAUUGAUCCGGCGCGGGGGGAGGACAGGAUACCCAAGGGCAACUAUGUUGUCAUGAAGAACGUAGAGGCGGCUAGUCGCGAGCUGGGGGAGGUUAUUGGUGAGACGGCACCGAGAUAUGAUCGGGUUUUCACGAGAGGCCAGUUCCAGGCACUCUUCACGGCGGUGCUGGGCCAGGAUCAGCGGCUGUCCGACACGGAUACCGACGUGUUGCUCAAGUUCCUGUCUCGAGACAAAGACAUGAUUGAGUACGACGGCCAGACCGUCAAGAUCCGAGCGAGCGGCGAGGCAAGAGGGAUCACGCAAGAGGACUCAUCCAUGGCGUCUAUAAAGGAGCUGAUGGGCAGCUUGGAGCACCAGAUCGAUCUUCUUAACAAGAGAAUCGACGAGCAAGACCAAGAAGCAAGGAACGCCGUCCUGCGCAAGAACCGCGUCGCCGCCCUGGCCGCCCUCAAAGCGAAGAAGCGAGCCGAGUCGUACUUGUCGACGCGCUACGCCACGCUCAACCAGCUGGAAGAAGUGGCCACGAAGCUGCAGCAGGCCUCCGACCAGGUGCAGCUGGUCAAGGUCAUGGAGUCGUCCGCCAGCGCGCUCAAGAGCCUCAAUGCCCAGCUCGGCGGCGUGGAAAAGGUCGAAGGCACAAUGGCUCGUCUGAGGGACGAGAUGAGCGCGACGGACGAGCUAUCCGCCAUCUUGGCUGAGCCGACGGGCAUGGUCGUGGACGAAGAGGAGAUUGAUGAGGAGCUGGAGGCCCUGGAGAAGGAGCAGAAGAAGGAGGAGGAGGAGAAGCAGCGCAGCAGUGAAGAGGAGCAG